UGUGGAGAAACGAGUGGUGAAUUUUAAAUUGUCUCUUCGGGGAAGAAAAAUAAUAAAAACAGUGCGAAAAAAGUGAAUGAUAAGGGUAAAAAUAGUGUAUUAGUGUAGUGCUAAGUGUUCCUCACGCUGUGGACAAUGUCCAUAACACAAAACAGCAAUAAAAUAGAGAAUGUAAAAUUUUCCUCUCGAGAUGGUGUUUUGAGGAAAAUUGGGCAUUUCCGGGCGAGAGGACAGAAUUUCCAAACAGGGAAUAUAUCUAGUGGCACCUUCUAGGCCCAAAUUGUGGUUGUUUUUCUUUUUUCUGAGGGGGGGCCUCGAAUUUUUUGCGACUUUGCGAUGACAUCAAACUUCUUGACCAAAUUGAUUCGCAAAAAUGCCCGAAUUUGACGAGAACUUCCUGGCAAUUUGCUCAAGAAAUGAGCGAUUGAGGAAGUCAUCCUACAACUUCGUUAGCAAACCCCCAAAGAAUAUCGUUAAUCUCUUGGAAAUUCGGAUCGGUUCAUCGGGACACAAAGGAAGUUUACGUGGCACAAAACUGGCCAGACGGGCGAGAUCAUUUAAGGAUGAUUUCCUGGAGAAGAUUUCGCAGAUCCGGACGCCGACAAAUACAAUGACAAGGACUUCCUCACCGAGUAGUCCAAGAAAUAAAACGUCAAAGGGUUAUGUUGAGGAGCCGUCAAAGCCGGCUCAUGAUCUGAACUAUCAUGUGCGUCAAGUGAAAAAUUCCCUGACGCAUUUCAAAGAUGUGAUAUCGAAGAAGAAGCUAGAGAUGCUUCCGGGCAAUGGGACAGUAGUUUUGGAAUCCAUUGCAAAUGUUCAUACAGCACUGCAGGCGUAUGGGUUGAAUGAACAGAGCAAUGCACUCAUUUCUGCCAAGACACAAGUCUAUGCGUCCCUUGGGCGUCUCAUAAAGCUCUGUGAUGAGGUGCUUUUGGCUGAAAAUGAACAAACUUGUGCUGCCAUUGAACCAGAAAAUGUCCAGGAAGUGAUGGAAUUGAUGGAGGUGGCUCUUGAGAAUCUACUACAGGUAUCCAAUGCCAAAUUGACGGAACGUGUUAGUUCAUCACAAUCGCCCGUUGUCCGGACAUCAUCGAAUACGCUUCAGCGUCCGAUGAUUGAUGUAGCCAGUCAGAGGACAUCCCUACCGGAUAUUCCAUUGACACCACGUGAGAGGGAUAUUCUCGAACAACAAUCAUCUCGUACAGUUCGUUCCUCUCACAGUACAGAAAGUAUUCUUAGGGAUACGAGUCCCCCACCGAAACCACCACUUCCCAGUCGCCUAACUGAUCCUCCGCCCCUUCCUCCAAAGCCCAAACAACGCGCAGGACUCGCAGAUUCGGAUACAGCUUCAGAUCUCACAUUGCCCACCACGACAAAUGAACGAAGUUCAUGGCGUUCAAAGUCCCCAGAAGAUAAUUCUAGUCUACUGAGUGCCAGUGCUGGUUCCCUGGACUCAGCUCUCAAUCAGAGCCGUGAAGAUGAUAUCCUGGAGCCGUUGUUGGAGAUGGAUCAGAUGGCUAGAGCCACAAAUAGCGCCUCCUCUUCGUCACCGUGUCGGGAUUUUGAUGAAAGUGUCCCUACACUCUCAAUCACGGGCGCUGAUGACUUCCCACCGCCAAUUGUCCGGCGUUCUGGGCAGACGUAUGUGGUGACACGGAAUAUGAGGACGCAUUCGGCAGAACAGGAAUUAAUUGGUGGGGAAUGUGUGUCAGAGCAGAUUUUUACGCAGAAUGUGUUCAAUAAAUUUGAAAAGCAUAGUUUUAUGUGCAAGACGGACAGUGUUGACAGUGCAGGGAUGUCAGAGACACUGUCGUACGAUCAGGACGAUGAGCAACCACCGGAGCUGCCACAGAAAACCAGGCGCAGCAUCCACAAUCGAUUUGAUCGUCACAAAUCAGUAUACGAUAAUAUGCCGGGAACAGGAACUGAAUCGCAUCAAGGGGCCAAGCAUCAAUUCACAUCAACUACUAGUGGAGCAGCCGUGUUCACAUCUCAACACCAUCACCACAGUACAUCAGCCUUUGCAGCCACAUCAAUGAAGCACCAGAGUGUUUUUGAGCCUCGUCAGUUGCAGAAGUACCAGCAGCAAUUGCAACACGAACCAGACGCCGAAACUCAAGACGAAAAGCCGCCUCCUCUUCCCAUGAAGAAGAAGCACAUUAUGGCUUACAUGGAGAUAUUUGGAAAUUGCACUCAUGCCUCGCAGCAGAUAUGUGGGAAUGGAAUUCGAGGUGCCAAUCUUCAAGAACGUUCUGUCAGCAUGAUGCCAUCGAUAAAUCACGUGAGCAUGCAAUCUCAAGUGCUGGGAAGUAAUCAUUCAAUGGUCACUGUGAGCACAUCUUCAGCCACAAUGAUGACACGUACGGAGACUGUGGAAGAGGAGAAGCCACCGGCUUUGCCUCCGAAGCAAUCCCGACUGAGUAGUAAGGUGUCCGUGAAUAGUGACACGCCGCCACAGAGCCCGAGAGUCGUGAGUGGUGGUGUUGGUGGUGGGAGGCAUCAACAAAAGCCCUCCAUCUCGACGCCGUCAGUGGUGUGCAGUGGCUCUGGCGGUGGGGGACCUCAGUUGUCGCCCAGUAGUAAAUCCCUCAAGACACCAUCGCCACUGUCACCGCCACUGUCGGCCACACUCCAUCCGCAUCUAAACUGCCCGGCGGGCGUGGAAGUGAAAGUAGUGAAUGAUCAGAAAGACACGAAUGCUCAGCGAUUAUUCAAUUUCAAUGAAAGUCACAGCGAUAAGACACAAUCCGCCGAGGUGCUCAGUAAUCAGACGCGCAACGAAGAGGCAUCAGACGAAGAAGUUGUGCUGCGUAGGGAUCAGCACAAGAAAAAGGCGAGCAUGAGCUCAAACACUAGUCUACCCUUGGAUUUGAUCGAGGAGAUGGAUAUCUCGCAGUAUUUGGUGUUCAAGAAGGAGGGCGAGGAUGGACCAGAUGUCAAAGGUGGCCACUUGGAUGCCCUCAUCAUUCAUGCAACGAAAGUUGAGAGGAACUUUGAAAAUGAUUCAGAUGAAGCUAAAGAGAAUGCUUAUGGUGAAGCUUUUCUCACGACUUUCCGGACAUUUAUGACACCACUGCAACUUAUUGAGAAGCUAAUACAUCGAUAUACCAUGUUUAGUUGCCAAAUUGGUGAUCAGAAGCAGAGAGCGGCAAAAGAAUCUUUCUCAUUGCUGUUUCGUGUUGUUAACGAUUUAACAAUACCAGACAUUGAGGAAUACUGCUUGAAUUUAUUGGUGGAUUUUGCCCAUCAAUUGAUCUGCAGUGGAAACUUGACAAUGGCAAAAUUGCUAAGAGUGAAAAUUUUAGAGAAAGUCAUGAUGUACAAGCAACACAAGUGGUCACCAUAUUAUUCCACACUUUCAUCGAGGGCAGUCACGACAAAUCCCCCUACGCUGCUCGAUUUGAAAUCUGUUGAAAUUGCUGAACAAAUGACUCUUCUGGAUUCGGAAUUGUUUAAGAAAAUUGAAAUACCUGAAGUGUUGAUAUGGGCCCAAGAACAAUGUGAAGAGAGAUCACCGAAUUUAACAAGAUUCACUGAACACUUCAAUAAAAUGUCCUAUUGGGCUAGAUCACAAAUUCUCAAACAGGAAGAUGCCAAAGAACGUGAACGAUAUGUCAUCAAAUUCAUAAAAAUUAUGAAACAUUUGAGAAAAAUUAAGAAUUUUAAUUCCUACUUAGCACUACUAUCGGCACUUGAUUCUGCCCUAAUCAGAAGACUGGAAUGGCAAAAGACAAUUACAGAUAGUCUCAAGGACUAUUGUGCAUUAAUAGAUCCCAGUUCAAGUUUUAGAGCCUAUCGACUGGCCCUGGCAGAAACUACUCCACCCUGCAUUCCCUACAUAGGUCUUGUUCUGCAAGACUUGACGUUUGUUCACAUUGGGAACCAAGACUAUCUCACUGAAGGUAUCAUAAACUUUUCAAAACGAUGGCAACAGUACAAUAUUGUUGUCAAUAUGAAGAGGUUUAAAAAGAGUUCGUAUCCUUUCAAAAAGAAGGAGCACAUUAUUGGAUUUUUCGACAAUUUCGAAAAUUACCUCGAUGAAGAUGCUAUGUGGCAAAUAUCAGAAAACAUCAAACCACGCGAAGGCAAGAGAACGUGCAAAAGGUGAAUAUUUUAAUAUUGAAUGAAUUAUGAGGAUAAUUAAUUAUAUUUAUUGUGAAUGACAUGAAAUGGGAUUUAUUUAUCUCUUGAAUUUGAGAGAAAAUUUCAAUGAGAUAAUGCUACAACAUAAGUACAUGAAAAAAAGAUAUAAAAAAACUAUUUUUAUUACGUUAGUUUGUAUUAUGGAUAAAAAGUGAAGAGGGUGGAUAAAAAAGAUAAUUUAUUGAAAUGAAUUGGCAGACAAAAAAUAUCACUGUAGCAAAAAUUUUUAAUAUGUUAGAAGAUGAAUUAGAGAGAGACGGUGAAAUUUGUUGGUAGUUUGUAAACCAAUCCUUAUUCCUUAUUUUGUUGAAUAGCUGUAGUAUCACUGUCUCUUUUUAUUGGUUUUCUUAGUGAUAAAUUGAUUGAGAAACAUAAAAACACAACACUGAUGAUAAAAGUGAAUGAAGAAAAAAAUGUGUGGGAAUAUAUCUAACAUUAUCGAUUUAGUCAAAUAAUGAGAACUUAUUAAACUACUACGUAGGAAGUACUAAUUAUCACUAAAAAGAUUAGAUUGAAAAAAAAAAACUUAAA
Messenger RNA from Phlebotomus papatasi, 4674 nucleotides. RefSeq names its product guanine nucleotide-releasing factor 2 (gene C3G). The record is from RefSeq and is a predicted model, not a curated record. The transcript has 14 exons. Gene Ontology annotation, cellular component: plasma membrane. Lineage: Eukaryota; Metazoa; Arthropoda; Insecta; Diptera; Psychodidae. Gene Ontology annotation, biological process: positive regulation of GTPase activity; Ras protein signal transduction. The coding region runs from base 374 to 4108 and encodes 1244 amino acids. Gene Ontology annotation, molecular function: guanyl-nucleotide exchange factor activity.